This is a messenger RNA of Cucurbita pepo subsp. pepo (vegetable marrow), 1519 nucleotides long. RefSeq names its product THO complex subunit 4D. Gene Ontology annotation, biological process: mRNA export from nucleus. Gene Ontology annotation, molecular function: mRNA binding. The record is from RefSeq and is a predicted model, not a curated record. Gene Ontology annotation, cellular component: nucleus. NCBI's taxonomy places the organism in Eukaryota, Viridiplantae, Streptophyta, Magnoliopsida, Cucurbitales, Cucurbitaceae.
GCGCAAUUGUAAAAUCCAAGGGAAGAACAAAAGGUUUAUUGAAGAAAAUAUCGUCUUCUUAGUCCCGAAGGAAAGUGUCUCUCAGGCCGCCGCCGCAGCCGCCGCCUCUUGCCAGAAUAAUCUCAGUUUCUUUCUAAAACGCCCUAUAAAUCCUACACGCACGGUGUCGCCUUCCGACGUCAUCUCCUCAGAAUCCUCUAUUUGACCCUGUUGAAAUUCUUAUCUCUUCGCUCUCUCUCGCUCUCUCGACUUCUUUUCUGUAGUUCUUCGAAAUCUGUUUCCUCUUAUCAGACCAGAUGGCUACUCCUUUGGAUAUGUCUCUAGAGGAUGUGAUAAAGAAGAAUAACCGUGAGAAGCUUAGAGCACGAGGUAGGGCUCGUCGUGGGCGUGGUGCAGGUGGGUCUUAUAAUGGGGGAAGAGCAGUAGUGAUAGGGUCAGUUCGUAGAGGUCCGCUUGGCAUAAAUGCAAGGCCAUCUGCUUUCUCAAUUAGCAAGCCCCCACGCAGAAUGAAGAAUGUUCAGUGGCAGCAUGAUUUAUUUGAAGACAGUCUUAGAGCUUCAGGGAUUUCUGGAAUUGAAAUUGGCACAAAGUUGUACGUUUCUAACUUGGAUUAUGGGGUGACCAAAGAAGAUAUAAGGGAGUUGUUCUCUGAGAUUGGAGACCUGAAAAGAUUUGCAAUUCAUUAUGACAAAAAUGGCCGUCCAAGUGGCUCAGCAGAGGUGGUAUAUACUCGCAGAAGUGAUGCAUUUGCUGCUCUAAAGCGCUACAACAAUGUGUUACUGGAUGGGAAGCCAAUGAAGAUUGAAAUGCUUGGUGAUAAUGCUGACACGCCAGUUUCUGCACGCAUAAAUGUUACUGGAGUGAAUGGAAGAAGCAGGAGAACCGUUGUUCUAACGUCUGAAUCUGGUCGUACUGGUAGCUCCAACGCGGUCAACCCUUUUCCUGGUCCAAGCCAUCGUGGAGGGCUGAGGAGUGGUCGCGGUCGUGGUCGUGGGCGAGGGGGCUGGAGCCGUGGUCUAGGAGGUGGAGGAGGCCGUGGUUUAGGAGGUGGAGGCCGUGGCCGAGGGCGUGGUAGUGGUAGUGGUCGUGGCCGUGGCCAAGGAAGAAAGAAACCUGUGGAGAAGUCCUCCGCUGAACUCGACAAGGAGCUUGAAAACUACCAUGCUGAAGCCAUGCAAACCUGACCUGAUUAACCACUUGUGUUAGCUGUAAGAUAGAAGAAUGUAUGUCACACUCUCGUGGGGUGUGUGCUUAUUUCGUUAUCAUUAGUUAUUUCCAUGCUUACUUUUUGCUCUUCAGUAGUAGACUAGAUUGUAUUUUUCCUCUUUAAUGGAAGAGAUGAUGCUGUUUGACCCUUCCUUAUCAAAACCUCUACCUCUUCGGUUGAUCAUGAACGAACCGAGCUUGGGGUUCAUCGAUCUCUCAAAUAGGUAAAUUGCUUUAUGUAUAAAGGAGAUUUCGAGUUUAGUUGUUGCUAUACAUUGUUGAGAAUGAGAGUAUCUUUUAUUUUAGGGACCUA